This is a messenger RNA of Caretta caretta (loggerhead turtle), 5882 nucleotides long. RefSeq lists its product as uncharacterized. Lineage: Eukaryota; Metazoa; Chordata; Testudines; Cheloniidae. The record is from RefSeq and is a predicted model, not a curated record.
CCGGCUCCACCCGCGCCCGGGGCUGUGGCCCGCCGGCGGGGAGCGGCCCGGCCGUUCACAAUCCCCUCCCCGGCGUCCCCGGGAGCUGCCGCCGCCGGAGCCGCGGGCGGACCAUGGCCGCCGAGCGAGGGCCCGGCCGCAGGAAGCCGUGUCCGCUCCGCAGCGCCCUCCGGAAGGCGGCCCGGAGCCCCGGCCCCCGCGAUAGCAGGCUGGACCCAUCCCAGAAGCUGGUGGGGCACUGGGCCUCCAUUAACUUGGUCUCCGGUGUCCCCUCCCAGCUGCCCCCGCAAGAAAGCAUGGAGUCCUCCCAGGAGGACAUUGCAAAAGCCAGGCCGACAGCCGCCAAGCUGGAGCAGAUCCUACACCCGGAGGUGCCUUCAGCCGAGACCUUUAGCUGCAACCCAGCACCCUGCCCUCACCUAUCCCUGGAGCACCAGGCAGGCCAGCUGGGGAUGCUGUCCGGGGAGUAUCUGCAGAUGUGUUUAAGCAGCAUGGGAGAGUCGCCUUUGCACAGCAACUUGGCGUCUGCCUUGCUACCUGCAGUACCUUCCUCAGAUGUUCCUUUGCUACCAGCCAGCAUGCCCCCAUCUCCUAGGGCCUCCUGCAUGGAAACCAAUGCAGCAGUGGAUCCCGAGACUGGAGAGUGGGCACUGGCCUAACCCUGUCCAUCUCGCCCCUUUUCAGAGGGCUGAUCUCUUCCCCGGGGCCGGCCAUGCCUCAGACCCGCUUCUCUCCUCCCUGCCGCCACGUCCUUCCGAGCUGGAGUAGCGACCCGCCGUUCAGCGUCCCAGCGAUACUCCCUACGCGAUGGGGGACAUUAACCACUUUCCCCUUAACGUGCUCCAGGGCGCAGCAUUUAGAAUGGUGGAGAAUAAACCCAAGCUAGAGGGUCCCACAGCAGAACCCCUGAAACCUUCCAGAUUCACACCUAAGCCCUUUGUGCCUUCCAAGCGCUCGACUUCCCGCCCAUCCUCCAUUCUAGCAAAAUCAAUGGCAGCUUUGCAACCUCUUCUAGACAGGAGCAGGCACCAGUGAAAUGCAGCCACCUCUGGGCUGGAACACAGCAGCACCGCAGAGCCUGUUAUGGUCUGUGUGCAUUUCACAGGGACAAUUUAGGGAAGGAGGUUGAUUUGGCCAGAAGCAGGGGGGGAUUCAGGUUAAGAUUUUUUUUUUUAAAUUGCGUUUUAGGUUGUCUGAGUCCCCUUAGAGGCCCCCCACUAUCAGAAAAGAUCAAGCAGGCACCCUCUGAAAAUCAGGCCCUCUGAAAAGAGGUCUCAGACUGGGUGUUCAAUGGGAAAGCAGGAUCCCCUUUACGAUCUCUGCUUCUCUCUCUCCACCCUGCCCGUCUUCCCCUCUGUCAUUCCGUCCCUGCAGCAGCUCCUGCUGGUCAUGGCCUUCCCUCUCCUGUGUUCCCCUUCCUCAUGGCAAAUUCUGUAGCCUCCCUGCAGAUCAAGUACAAUGCAAUCUCUAGCUAGGUCCUUAAGACUGCCUGGCUGUUCAGUCUACAUCCAUCAACGGUGAUCUUCUCGUACCCCCAAAGCUUUGGGCACCCACGUGAUUGCCACCCAGCAGCAGCCUCGUCCAAGCGUUUCCAUCAGCGCUGUUAGUGAACGAACACUAGUGCCAGGCUGCAGGUCCUGUGGGAAUGGGAAAACCGCACAGCUGCCCUGUUCCCCAUCGCACCUGCUCAAAUGAGCACCUCCCCCCACCCCAAAGUCCCUUAUCGCUUUUGCAAAUCUUGGUCUUUGCCGUCUACCUGGGGGUAGGUGUCUCUGGGCUUCCACCCUAUGGUUGAGAGGCGCUAGAGAAAAACCUGCAGGGUACAGAAGGCACCAGCUGCAGCCUUAAAGCAUUGAAACAAAAUUCUACUGCUUACAAUCAUGCCAACAUUUGUUUUUCCAAAGGCUGGUUUUAGCCAACUCUGUUCUUUUAAAAAGAGCUCUCCACUUUUUUAUAUAAACACUCUGGCAGAGCUCCGACCUUGGCCCUGUGGGUCCCGCGCUUCCAGGUGGGUUAUGCUAGCCUCAGCGGCUCACUGCGACCCUCCACGUAGCCCUUCUCUCUCUAGGGCCAGGGUUACAGUCUACUGAGCCCUUUUCAUCAUAAGCCAGCAAGGAGGUUGGUGAGAGAACUCCCACAGUCUCUGUUGUCCCUAAGGGCUUAUUCCAGAACAGUUUUGCCUCCUGUCCUGACAGGGGCCUGUCUUCCCCUCCCAUGAGAUGUUUCUGUAGUGGCGGGUUGGGGGGCAUCUGGGCCUGCCUUCUACUCCAGGUUCCAGCCCAGGGACCCUAAUGGUAGCAGCUGUUGGCAGCCGACCUUUCACUGCCAGAGUUGCUACAUUUCCCUGGGCCACUUCCCCACAGCUCUCCUGCUUCUUCACCCUUACUGAGGGCUUGAGGGUCUCUUCAUUAACCAGCCUUUCGGCUGCACUUCCUCUCCCUUGGCUCUCCUCAGCCUGACUGAGUGAGCCCUUUUAUAGUAUCAGAAGGGCCAUAAUUAGAGUCAGGUGUUCAUAUUACCUUAAUGACCUCACCUGACUCUUUGCAGGUUAAUUGGAGUCAGGUGUUCUCCUGAGCCUGGAAUAGCCCCUGCUCUGGUCAGUCAGGGAACAGAAAACUGCUAAUCCAGUGGCCAGUAUAUCUGCCUUCUACGACUCUGCUGUACCCAACUGGCCUGGGUCUAUCACCAGACUUUAAAGAGACAUCAAUAUUUGUCCUAUAAACACUGAUCUCACAGCCUGCCUGGUAAAAGUUAGGGGCUAAAACCUAGCCUAGGCUUCCAUGCAUUCCUUUGCAAGCGUGUUACGCAAGCUGCAGGCUGCCAGGUAGGCAAGCCAGUGUUGUGUACGAAGAGCUGUCCCUCUCUCUUAGAGAGGCAUUUCAUAUGCAGGAAAGAAUUGGCACCUACCACAGCCUCAAAGGAUUUUUUUUUUUUUUUUUGGGCUACUAGGCCCUGCCUCAAAUUUAUUUUUCUUGUUCACGCGUCACUUGCGACACACCAGCUGCAACAUUCUUGUCAAGGGUGAAUGGUUUUCCCAAAGGAGGGGGUAAUGAUGGAUGUGGGUCAAUCCAACGCCGCGUGUCAGUAGCAGAUGAGUUCCCCUUGACUGCAGAGGGCUUUGGAUGGGGGCCUAAGAGAAAGCAAGUAGGGGAGGGAUUGCUUUUGCAUUAUGUCAGUGGGGAAAAUAAAUAAAUAAAGGAUCUUUUACUUUCGUAAGUUGUGUAACUUGGUUCAGUCACUUUGAACUACCUGGAAGUUCUUGUAUAAAAGGAGCGGAGCAGAUUUAAAAAAAAUAAUCAGGCUUUCUAUCCUGCAGGAAAUUCCAGUAUGUCUGUAUCUGUUUCCAGGCUGAACUGGGGGAAAAACAGUCUCAAAACUUUUCAUGAACAUAAGAAUGGGGAUAGUGGGUCAGACCAAUGGUCCGUCUAUCUCAGUAUCCAGUCUAAAGAGUUCUAAAAAAAUUCCCAUUUGCAAGUGUCUAAUUGUUGUGGGUUGAUAUUAAGCUCUCUGCCUUCCUGAGAGGCUGCAAUGAUUGAUGGGAGUUAUAGUUCUGGGACUCAUGCUUGCCUGUGGGCUCAGUUCACUGGUUAGACUACAUUUCCCAUGAACCACUGCAGUCUCAUGCUGCUCAGUGAAUCAUGGGAGACAUAGUCCAGUCAGGGACUCCUUAGGGAGAACAAGGGCAGGAAGCACCACGGUAGCUUAGGCAGACACAGAUAGUGCUUAAAUUUUCCUGCUGAAAGUUGUGUUGGUGAAACCCCAUUUCCCAACAGGAAAAGGUUUCUUCCCACCGUUCUUCCAAGCAGCCUGGAAAAAAAAAAAAAAUCAUCCAAACUGCAACAGGCUCCUGGUCUGGUCUCAUCUGCAGGAACAGCCCGAGGAAGAUGAAACCACUAGCAGUGUGGAAUUCCUGACUCCUUCAGGCUUGCAACCCUGCAGCAAGAGGUUGGGGUUGCUUUAGCCCAGAAUCGUAGAUACAGAAACAUCACAAAGGUGGCAGGUUCAGCUCCAAAGCCCAUGAACGCUCAGCACAAGUGUGGGGGAUUUGAUCUGCAACCAACACUGGAGCCGAGCACCACACAAUCCUGUCUUUUUAAGAAUCAUCCAGCUGGAGUCCUGAAGCAGAAAGUCCCACAGGUUAGACACUCCAUGUCUACAGUGCCGUGCAACCGCACCCAGGCUCCUGCAGUGAAACCCUGGCUGCUGGGAACUCAGCGUGAGUGGUACCAGAAGACAGGAUUUCAUCACUAGAGCAUAUCUGCACCACGCUGUCACAGCAAUGCUUGAGGCCUACUGGGUGACCAUGAGCAAGUCACUUCCCCUCUCUGGGCCUCAGUUCCCCCCCCAAUCAGUAAAGUGGAGAUAGUGACACUGAACUCCUUUGGUGAAAAGAGCGAGAUAGCAUUAGAGGUUAUUACUGUUAUUUAUAUACACAGCAGACCAUUGUCCCAUUAAAUAAUUAGCUUGGGGAGGACGGGACAAGUUCAUCCCAGACAGGGAUAGUGCCGUCCAUGCUAAAGCUCUCUCUGCUCCCCUUUACACUUCUAGGCCUGUGUGCAAUACAUCACAGACAGUCCCCAACCCCCUCCCAAAGACAGCUGGAGGCAUGGAGCCAGAACUGAUCCCUUGUCAUAAAGGCAAGAACUGUUUAUAUCAGAAAUGGACUGGACCAGAAACUCUCAACCAACCACCCUGCAGCCAUAGAGUUUGGAUUCAAACACUGGGCCCACCCUCUAGGGCCUUACCCAAGCCAACGUGACUGCUAACUCACCUGUUUCUCUGAGGUUGGGUCAUCUCACGUGACACGGCAGGCAGGAUAGCACUAAAUAACGCUUAAUAGAGCAGUUGGCAAACCCAUGCCUCGUUUGAGAUCUGGACAUAACCUGUACCAGCUGAGACACCAGUUCUCUCAGGCCCAGAGCCAGCAGCUAGGCCAGGCUCAGUUGGAUUCUCUACUCUCCAGCAUCUUGCUGUCACUUGCUAGAGGGGAGCGGACUCAGACAUUGCUCUGUUAGCAACAGGAUGAACGUAGAUCAAACCCAGGCAGAGAGAAAUGCUGCUACUCUGCUACCUUGCACCUUAAGCUAUUUGGCAACCAUUAAAUAUUGAUCACAAACAGAUUGGCGUGACCGAGAAAUUAUUUCUUCCACUGGGGAAAUGCAGCCAGUUCUGGGGCGGAACACUGUAGCACAGAAACAGUAAAGAGUAAGCCAGAAAGGGGAGCAACAUCCGGUGCCAACUGAGACUGCGGGGAGAAAGGUAAAUUCCAAAUCUCUGGAAUUUGGCUGGGACACUAACUUUAAAUGGCUGCCCUCGUACCCAAAAGCCAUCUUUGAUCUUUAAAAUGACCUGGGGCAAUUCAUUUCACUGAGCAGAUAUCCCUCCAGCAACACAAUCCCACCUAACCCCCAGCGGGGGCACUGCAUCAGACCACCACACCAAAUCAGCCACGACCAGUUCCUCUAUCGGUCUGCCAUGUAGGCACCAGCCAAGCCGGGUUCACCUGGGAGAUCUUACGGGAUUGGCUUUUCACUGUGACCCACACAAGAGCCAGAAGCCCUCAACUGUAAAACUAGUUGAAUUAAAAUAGGCCACCAGAGAGCUGAGGCCCCAUUCAGCACUAGAGAAAAGAAACCAGGAUUUCAUUUCCCUUUCAAUAGGGAAAUCAGUGAAGACUUACUCCCUUUUAAUAAUUUUUUACUAUCUUCACCAUUAUCCCAGGUGGACGUUCCUGCAAUGAAGCUGGAAUGCCCUUUGACCACUGGGUCUUGCUGCCCCCAAUGGUUUGUCCUGGUCGAGCAGGACACAUGACAAUUUAUUUCAAUCCAUGGGGCAGGGAUUUGUCUACUUCGGUGUUCACACAGCAGCUAGCCCAGGGUCCC